Messenger RNA from Seriola dumerili (greater amberjack), 6973 nucleotides. RefSeq names its product general transcription factor IIIC subunit 1 (gene gtf3c1). The record is from RefSeq and is a predicted model, not a curated record. NCBI's taxonomy places the organism in Eukaryota, Metazoa, Chordata, Actinopteri, Carangiformes, Carangidae. Gene Ontology annotation, cellular component: transcription factor TFIIIC complex. Gene Ontology annotation, molecular function: DNA binding. The transcript has 40 exons. Gene Ontology annotation, biological process: transcription initiation at RNA polymerase III promoter; 5S class rRNA transcription by RNA polymerase III. Bases 12 to 6713 code for a protein of 2233 amino acids.
GUUGCCAAGCUAUGGACCCGUGGAGUGCUGUCGCGGAUGAAGUGGCUUUGGAGGGACUGGAUGGGAUAACUAUUCCCACCCUGUGGAUUCGACUAGAGGAUAGACUGCCCAGGUUUCCCCUCAAGUUUGACGACUGCACGAAGGAGCUUAUCUGGAGGUCACUUAUCAGCAACACCGACCUGAAAUUCUAUGAGCUCCCAGAGGAGAGAGGGGAUGUUGUGUUGUCAGACAGGUUUAAAGACACUGAUCCAGAGGCAGGCACUGAAACAGCACAGAAGUUUCCUGAAAGAAAGAAAGAUGUCUACCCCGUCCAUAUUAUUCUAGAAAACAAGGAUGGGAUACAGGGCUCGUGUGCCUUCUUCAUAGACAGGAUAGACAUCACUAAGCAUGUCCGCUCCAAGUCCCUCACCGCAUUGGUCAAAUUGGAGGAGGCUCUGGAAAGGUAUGGCCGAAAGCUUGUUGUGGUGGCAUCUCAGUCUCUGCGAUUCCGGACUCUGAUCGGUAGCGAGAGUGAUCCCGAUUUAAAACUGAACGACGACUCUUACUGUGUGUUGGAAAGAGUGGGCCGAGCCCGCUGGCAAGGAGAGCUACAGAGUGAUCUACAUGGAUCCUCUUUCAAGACCGAUGCUCGAAAGCUGCACUACAUGAGGAAGUCUCUUGUCAAGCAUGGACUCAUCAGCAUGCAGUCUCAUGUCACACGAGUGAAGUCAGGACAGCAGCAACACUCCAUACUUCUGCUGCUCAAACGCUUCCACAUAAACAGGAGGUCUAAGUAUGACAUACUGAUGGAGUAUGUGUCCAAUGUCCUCCAGCAGUUACCUGGUCAGUUUGCCACUUUGAUCACAUUCAAAGAACAACUUAACAUGAGUGACAGUACUUUUAAGCGUGUGUGUCAAUACAUGCGAACUUCCAAGUUGGUCGAGUUUUGCCAGUACCCUCUGGAGGACUUGGAUCCCAGCGCUGGGCCCUGCACCACCAAAAAAGGGAAUAAAGUGCUUGUGCGCUGUUUGAGGCUGCUGAAGCCUUAUUCAAGGAAGGGUGUCACUGAUGAUGACGAUGAUGAUGAGGACGAGGAAGAUGACUCCGGAGCAAGAAGAGGAGCUUUCCCUCAAGAGGCGCGAAUCAUGGAGAAGGAUGUGCUGACACAGGCCUAUCACAUCGUGUUAUCCUCUGGCACAAAGGGAAUACCUAAGACUGGUAUCGGGUACAGAAUGAACGUUGGUAAACUGGAGUCUCGUAUGCUCUGCCGAAGACUGGAGAGGGAUGGUUUAAUUAAGGGGUUCAUGGAGGAUGAGGGUCGGCAGAGGACUACAAAAUUUAUCAGCCAUAAGUGUGUGGGUGUGAGCGAUCAGCUCCAGCUGUUUGCAAAGGAGCAGGAACGCAAGAAACUCCUCUACUCGUCUGCACCACAAGCAUCACAUGCUGCACCUGCCACCCCUGAAACGCCAUCAUCCUCAAAGUCGACAGCGAAAGGAAGCGCUGAAACAAAAAAGAUUCGGAAAGCAGGUGGAGAAGGAGACAAAGGUGCCAUGGAGGCUGGGCAGACAUGUAGUGAUGAAGGGUUGGAUGGAGGCAGAGGUAAAGUAAGAGGAAAGUCAGGAGCAAGAGGAAAGACGACAGGGAGGAAAGGCAGUGAGACAACGGAGCAGACACAGACCGACCAAGUACAACCUACACCGGGUGAAACCUCGGCACGCAGUGAAUCCAACACGAGGGUGGCACCUGAUGUUCUCAACACAGAGCAAGCUGCAACUGAGGAAGGAGAACAAUCCAACUUGACUCCUGCCAGUUCUUUACCUCAGAGCGCGGCAUCAGCCAGUCACUCAGCAGACAACAACAUUGUGGUUGUUAAAGAUGUUCGUGAGGAGCAGACCCGCAGUCCAAAAAAACCCAAAAAGUCUUUGGAGAGGUCUCAUGAGACGUACCGCCUGCUGAAGAGGAAGAACCUGAUCGUCGAGGCUGUGCGCAACUUCAAAAUCAUAGAGGGUCUUUUCCCAUUACAGAAGAUGAUCAAUGACGAAGAAAAGCAGGAUGGAGUCAGCUCAAAGUGCUGCAAGAAAACUAUUUUACGUCUCGUCCACGGUCUGUCCAGAGAAGGCUUGCUUAAGAUUUACACGACCACUGUCAUACAGGAUGGGAUCACCAAGAAGGUUGAGAUGGUUGUUCAUCCGUCCAUUCAGCCCAACGAUGACAUAGUGCACAGAGUUAUCGAGCAGGUCCGCUUCAAAAUCUCCAGCUCUUACUCGGCCGUACGUCUGCAGCACGCUGAAGAGAAAAUGAGAGAACAAGAAUCAGAGUCUGAAGAGGCGAGCGCAGGCCCAAAUAGCAAGGCUGACAAGAGGAGAGCAGUCCUUAAGAACGAGAAGGAGUUCAAGCCCACUACAGUUCGAGGAUUGGGUAAGACUUUCGGCUUCCAGCCUAAGAUGCAUCGUCUGCGUGUUGUUCACAACUUCUUGUGGUACUUGAUGUACGGACACCCACUCAGACACAACUCCACCAGCUCUGACUCAACCGGCGAAACGCCAGCAAACUUGUGCAGCUCUGAUCCUGAAGCCAAACACCAAGACAAGCAUGAAAAACAGGAUCUGAAAGACGCACAAAACUCCACAAACACAGACCGACAGACACAGUUGCCUGAAAAAGCUGCCGCCGGCUCCCAGAAGCCACAAAUUGCAGAUUCAGCUGUGUCUAAAUUGGACGAGACAUCAGGUGAUGAAGAGGAGGAGCAGACGGAUGAAUCAGCACCUGGUCGCUCUCAGUCUGACCUGAAAGUUUACACUGAUGAAGAGUCGUGGAAGAAGUUCAUUCCUCCUGUCCGUGCACACAAAGAGUUUAGCGGCGGCUGGGCGAUGGUGGGCGACCUGCUCCUCUGUCUGCCUCUCUCCAUCUUCAUUCAGGUCAUACAGAUCAACUAUAAGGUGGAUGGACUGGAGGAAUAUCUCAACGACCCUGUGAAGCAACACCAUCUUGUUAGAUCGCUGCCCGCCAGAAUGAGAAGACAGCUGCUUUAUAAACGGAAAUACCUGUUCUCAUUUCAUGAGAACCUGCAGAAGUUGGUCUACAUGGGUCUGCUGCAGUUUGGUCCUUUGGAGAAGUUCAAGGAGAAAGAUCAGGUGUUUGUGUACCUGAGACGUCACACCACCAUCGUUGACACCACCAACGCUGAGCCUCACUACUGGCUGGUCACAGAGUUAGCUGACAAACCAUUCGAGAGGCGCCAGUACACAUUCAACACUCAUGAGGAUGUUGAAAACUACUGGUUCGACCUGAUGUGUGUCUGCCUCAAUACACCACUGGGGGUAAUCCGUAGUAAGAGAAACGUGACAGAUGACGACUCUGCUCCUUCUUUUGUGCAAGACCGCAGCGUGUUUGUAGGAAUGUCAUACCUGCUAAAGGGCAGUCGUGAGGUGUGUGAUGACGGGUCGUUACCAGGAGACGGUAAAGGAGCAGGAGGUCUGGACUCUGAAUUUUUUGCUCAUCUUAAAAGGAACUGGUUGUGGACGAAUCACCUACUUUCUGUCAAAUCGAGCUCAGCCGGUUUGGAAGCGAAGGAAAACAAGAUCAGACUGAAGAGCUUGCUGAGUAAGAAUGCUCUUAGGAUUGCUCUUAAAGCCGGAGGAAUGACUACACCUCGAUAUGUGACCACCAAGCGACCACUGCUGAUAGAAAAUAUUGAGGUGGAUAUAGAGCCUGCUUCCAGAAACCAGAGGGUGGUCGGUGGAAAGAAACAGAAGAGGAAGAGAAGCAAGAAGGAGGUUGUCAAGGUCCCACGCAAGAAGAAGAAAGAGCCAAAGAAGCGCACCCCUGCCCACGACGAGGCGGACCACCGAGCUUUGAAAAUGAUGACCAGACAACGAGUCUACUGGUCUGUACAGGAAGACUCACUGAUGAUGCUCUGCAGCGUGGCCUCACACCUGCUCAACAGCAAGUUGAAAAGGCCCUUCAUACCUCACUGUGGUGUGAGAGACCUGCUCCACACAGAGUUUGAGAUGUCGAUGGAUAAAACAUCGGUUGCUGUCGGACGUCGCUCGCGAUACAUCCUCAAAAAUCCUCAGACGCUUCUGAACUACAGGAUCUGUCUGGCUGAGGUUUACCAGGACAAAUCUCUGAUGAAACUGUUGGAGGAGAAGAAACCUGGUGAUCCUGAUAAACCAGAGGAUUGUGCAGAAGCUUUCUCAGAGUACGCCAGGCUUCUCAGGCAGAAGUUCAGCGCUGUCAUGAGCGCUCGUGAUAUGACCAUGCCUGACACGAAAAAGCAGCUCUUCUCGCGGUUUAAGGUUUCCACAAUAGACAAUGGAAAGUGGGUUUCAAACAAAGAUACUCUCAACAGCACAGACGACAUUCACGCCAUAGUGUUGCAUAACUUGAUCCAGAGCACUCUGGCCAUGACCAACUGUCAGAUGAAGUCGUCCAGAUCCUUUCAGACCUUCCACAUGUACAGUAGGUACAACCAGGAGCUGCUGUGCCAAGUCUUCAUACAAUGCAGGAAGAGAGGUCUGGUUAACCGCCGUCGUGUCAAUCAGCCAUUUGGGCCAAAGAAGAACCGAGCGCUUCCCAUCCUGCCCAUGUCCUACCAGCUGUCCCAGUCCUACUACAGAUGUUUUUCAUGGCGUUUUCCUCACUCGCUGUGCACCGAUUCCUUCCGCUUCUUGAGGAAUAUCAUUAACAACGGGACAAGAGACGACAGACCUCUUACUGUGUUUCACCAUGAAACUGAAAACAGGUCAGAGAACGGUAAUGGAGGGUUGGAGAGAAAAACAGGGUCUAAAAGAAAAGAAAAACAAAGCAGAGGAAAGGCUGAAGGCAGACCAGAGAGUGAACCAGAGGUACAACCAAAUACUGAGUCCACAAAGGAAGGAGAGAACGACCAAAGACCAAAGUUGAUGGAUGUAGACAUGAACAAAACAGAUGAACAGUUAAACCCAGAAGAUUGCCUCACAGCCUCCUCUGCUGAAGAUCCGUCCAGCAGGGAGCAGACAGACGAUCAUCUGCCCAAAGAAGAGCCAUCAGUAGAGGCUGCAGCUUCGAACACAGCACCCAAAGUCCCAGAGGAUCCUCCGGAUGUGUCUGACAUGCUGCAGUUCUCUCUGGACUCUCCAGGUGGCGCCUGUGUGAUCAGUCUCAGCCUGAUGUCUCUGGGGCUGCUGAGCGUGUACGUGUCCAUACCCAAACAGAUGGUGGUGGUGGACAGCAACCUGGUGGACAACGAUGUGGUCAAGAGUAUGGCAGCACUGGAGGAAGAGGAUGACGAUGAUUACGACGGUGAGGAGUGUGAGGGGAGAAAGAAGCUGGAGGUGAAGGCACAUCAGGCCUCACACACCAACUACCUGAUGAUGCGAGGAUACUGCUGCCCAGGCAUCGUCAAACUACGUAACCUCAACACCAAUGACAACAUUGUGGUGGAGUCGUGCAUUAUGAAGUUGCAGCUGCGCAGCACACCUGCUCACAACAUGUUCACUAUGGAGAACUCUCCCCCACUGGACCUGACUAAAUGUGGUCCAUCCCUGCUGCCCUCCAUCCUCACCUACACCGUCUGCUCCCCCUCCUCCUCCUCUUCACACAGUGUGGAGGAGUGUGACAGGCUUUUGAUUCAGCAAAGAGGAUACACUCCUCAGGAUAUAGAAGCAUGGGCUCAGCUGAGGAGGAGCUUAGCUGAAGCUGGUCAGAAUGGCUUGGACGUGCAUGAUCUCUACCAGGCUCACACACACCUGGAGGAGCCACAGUCCGGACGCACCAGGAGCCUGCAGCAGUACAUGAAGGAUUUACAAGAAGAAGGCCAGGUGGUGAAAGCUGGGGGUCUGGGUGUCCGUUGGGUGCUCACACAGCAUGCUGAACCAUGGCUGCUGACUGUAAACACCAAGCAAUGGUCCCAGUCACGCUUCACAUCUGACAAACUCCCAUUUUUGGAGAACGAGCACCACAUCCCCUUCAUGCGCAAGAGGCCCAGGCUAGAAGGACAACACAUGGCAGAGGAACCACCAGCCAAAAAACCUGCUGUGGACAGACAAGAGAGCGAAGACAAAGAGGACAUGGAGGGAGGGUCAAGCGAUUUAACAAGAGAGAAACUGAACGAUGAAGCACAGCUGGAAAAGCAGAAAGAGAGUGCAGAUGUGGGGAGUGGAGACAAACAGCUGGACUCGAAAGAAGAGGAGGGAGGAAAACAGACGCACCAUAAAGUGGAAGCGAAGGAGGAUGCUGGACAGGAGAAGAUGGAAACUGAGGAGGGACAGGAAGAAGAGAGAGAGCAGAGAGUCAGAAAGGACAGUAUACAUUCUGAAAGAGAUGAAGACGCAUGCUCUCCCCUUAAUGUUGAUGAAAAUGUGAGUUUCAUCAGCCGGCCGUGGCGCAUGGUGGAUGGUACGCUGAACCGGCAGGUGUGUAAGGGCAUGCUGGAGGCCACUCUUUACCACAUCAUGUCCCGACCCGGACUCACACAGCAGACGCUGGUGGAACAUUACAAAGAUGUGCUGCAGCCAAUGGCGGUGCUGGACCUCAUGCAGGCACUUAUAGACAUGGGCUGCGUGACGAAGAAAACUCUGGUUAAAGGUCCUAAACCCUCACUGUUCACUCGCUCCGUGCACCAGACAAGAAGGGAGACGGACGUGAAGAUUGAGGAACCAGACACAGUGUUUUAUGAGCCCACCAUCAGCUGCUGCCUGCGGCUCAGCCAGGUGUUACCCAACGAACGUCACUGGAACUACUGUAUACCGUGAAAGUCUUCAUCCACCUCACACGACCUGCGCGUGGCCUUACCUGGCUUGACCUGGCAUCAGGUUAGGUGCACGAUAAGGCUGUUGAAGCUGAAGCUUCAAGAAGCUGAGUAAAAAGUUGUAUCAGGCCGUUGUGAAACCUAAAUAAUGUGAUUUUACAAAAAGUGUCAUGUCAUCAAUUCUGGUUUUACAGAACAGGGGUUUCUUGUACUUUUUGUUGUUAUUUUUGUUCUAAAAUUAAAAAUAAUUUUUUUUUGUGGUCA